Molecule: messenger RNA, 1945 nt
Organism: Brassica oleracea var. oleracea
Lineage: Eukaryota; Viridiplantae; Streptophyta; Magnoliopsida; Brassicales; Brassicaceae
Exons: 8
Coding region: 173-1642 (489 amino acids)
Source: RefSeq, a predicted model, not a curated record
UUCUAACGCUUGUUACUUUUACUAUUUUCCGACAAAGGUCCCACUGUCUCUUUGUCUUCAUUCGCUCAUCGUAGUCUCUGAUCUAAUCUUCUUCUUCUUCUUCAACUUUUUGUUUCCAUCAUCAUGUUUGGUGGGUUAUCUUCACUUUCCGAUUCUUUCUGGUGAGCAUUAAAUGGGGGAUAUGGAAGUUGCUAUUGCCAGUGGUGAAGAUAAGAUAAUGAAAGCAAAUAAAGAAAUGCAAGUGUCUAUAUCUUUUGGCAAGUUUGAGGAUGAUUCACUUUCAUGGGAGAAAUUCUCUUCCUUCUCUCCAAACAAGUACUUGGAGGAAGUGGAGAAGUGUGCAACUCCAGGAUCAGUAGCUCAGAAGAAGGCCUACUUCGAAUCACAUUACAAGAAGAUAGCUGAGAGAAACGCCGAGAUCAUCUUGGAGCAGGAGAAGAAACAGUUGGAGAGGAAUCAAUCUUUCAGGCAAAGUCUUGAGAAUAGUGGAAACAGAAACAGUGUUAUGAUCGAGUCUAGCGCUUGUUAUGGAUCUGAUGGCGAAUCUACUUCAGAAAAAGACAAGAUUGUGAACAGCAUUGCUACUGAAGUGAAUGAUACAUGUAACCAUGAGCCUCUUGAAGAAACUAUGAAGGUUGAGGUUGUGGAGGAUCUGAAUACGCUGAAGAUGGAGAAACUUGAAGAGAUUGUGAGCGGUGAGGAAGAACCAGAACUGAUUGUCCAAGUGGAGCAUAAAGAGAAACCAGAAGAGGUUGUUUGUAUAGAGGAAGAAGUAAAAGAAGAUAUUUCUUCAAAGGAUACACCAUUGAAGGAGGCCAAGAAAGAGAUAGAUCAGCAUCUAAUCAAGAAGACAGAUAAAAAUGUGAGAACAAACCAUACAAGAACCUCUCCCAAGCCUAAUCAGGUGACCAAUAAGCCAGUAGCGAGUAAGGUUGUAACUAGAAGUAAAACUCAACCAAGCAAGGAGAAAAGCAUGAUCAAAGCAGCAGCAACAAAUAAAGCAGCAUCAGCUGUCUCAAAAGCCUCAAAGUUUUCAACUCCAAGGGUGUCCAAGCCAGCUUCAACAAUAAGCUCAAUGUCUACUUCAGUCAAGAGGGAGAAUGUCUCGACUCUACCGAGAAAGAAACAAACCGCUCCAAAGACGUUACACGCUUCUCUCAACCUGAACCAACCGAGCUCUGACCCUUCUGAUCUUGCUACCACCAGAAAGUCCUUGAUCAUGGAGAGAAUGGGAGAUAAAGAAAUCGUGAGACGCGCUUUUAAGUCUUUCCAGAAGAGUUUUGACCAAAUGAAACCAUCUCAAGAUACAGCUCCAAAGCAGGUUCCUGGCAAGGCAACUAGUGUUUCCAAGUUAGCUACUACUGGUCUGAAAGAUAAUGGCAGGCUUGCUAAAUCAGAUGGCACGGAGAAAAAAGGCUCUAACUCUCACCGCUCUUCAUCUUUUGUACCGAAAAGCAGCAGGACAGCAGAGAAACAGGAGCUAUCCAGGCCUGGAGCAAGAGCUGUAGAGAAGACACGUAUACCAGCUAAACCAAAGGCAGAAGUAACUAAUGCCAAAACGCGGAGACAAAGUCUUGAUCCAAAAGCAAAAUCUAUGCAAGGAGAUCUCCCAAAAGGCUCUUCAGACAAACUUAUUCUGUAACAGAUGAGCACUGUUUUAUUAUGAUUUCCUGGAGGGUUCCAUGGACUAAAUCUCAAGGUAAAGAUUAUUACCAGCACUUUUUUCAGGAAACAUGGAUAGAAAAUAUCCUUUCUUUCAAGUAACACUCAAGAGGUAAAGAUUCAAUGAUGUAUGUUAUAUAGAGAAGUCACCAAGUUUCCAUUAGUUAUGUGAGGAAAGUAUUACAAAAAGUCUUUUGUUUAAUGUAUGUGUAUAGAGUCUAUGGAAUAUAAACGUGAGAAUGAUGUUAGAUGCUCAAUAAAGGACAGCAUAAUUUAAAAUCAA